ACACGCACUAAAGUUCCUAUGCACCCCCUGAGAUCCAUCCCGGAUGUCGGUCGUGAAGAUCUUUCAUCUCACUUGGUUUCUUUCUCGAUUCUUUAUUUUCGUUUUGGUGUCCUUGAUUAAACGACAAGUAUGGGACCCUUCCGGUAGGACUAUGAUGUUAUUUCAAAACUUCUGGAGUUGCAUGAUCUACCCGGAGAAAAUAGUUUCUCCGAAAUUGCCUCCAGAGAUGAGGUCCGUUAUAUAGACGAAACACAUCCGUUAGCUGCCUCGGAGACCCCGCCAAUCACUGGUAGGCUACGUUACGUUUUAUUUAUUCGAUGAGAGAAGGAUUGCCACAAAGCUGUCUCAAAGGUCUACCACUCAGGAACGGUGAGCUUUUCGUUCUGUUAUAUAGGCUACAUAUUGAGUCGCAGACGUCUUCAAUAUCUAAUUUCAAACAAGCCUCCGCGCUUCGUGCGUGCCUGAAGCUUUUCAUCGUUUUAACUUGAAGUUCCAACUUUUCUUGAGGAGCAAGUUGUUGACUUUGUGAAAUGCAGUUGUCGGAUGAGAAAUAGCUGAUGGCAGCACGUCCCGUUGGAACAAGCACGCGUGAAAUAGGGGUUGUUGCGUAAUACCGUGCGCAAACGUGAGCUGUAAUUUUUUGGUAAAACAUUUGGCCCAAAGAAACCGGACGGUUCAGUGUUUUGGACUCUGGAGUUUAACAUGAAUUAAACUUGGAUAAAAUACUAAGAAUGCAUUUGGGCGAAGUGAUUGAGCUCCGUGACCUUCGGCUGGACACAGACCCGAUAGAGCUGACCAGCCCAUGGGUUCCUCGGUCACCUUCACGACUGGAGAGGACCAAUGCGCUUAGAAUCAGCCCAGGAAAGGUGCCAGAACUACUUAGCCGAGCGGGCAUUAUCCGGAUUCUUGGUGAAUCCCAGGAUCCUCGGCUGAAGGAGGAGUUGGGUGAGGGGCACAACUUCCAGCCCUGCAGUCACGCUCAGCCCACUUGGUGUGACCUGUGCGGAGAUUUCAUUUGGGGACUUUACAAGCAGAGCCUGCGCUGUGCCAACUGUAGGUUCACGUGUCACAAACGCUGCCGCACCCACAUCCAGUUGGACUGCAGCUGGGACCAGGGGGGCACGCGCCGCUCGCCCACUCUGGUGGAGCACACCAUAGAAGAAAACGACACAAAUGUGGAUGAACCGGUUGAAUCGAGGAAACAGGAAUGGUCCGUUGCAGAGAUUCAGCACAAGGUGAAGGAGUACAAUUCUCUGAUCCACAGCAACCUGUUCAUGAACACAAACCGAGAUGGUUCCUACACUGGCUUCGUGAAGGUGCAGUUCAAGCUGGCUCGCCCCGUCUCCGUCCCACCUCCCAGAAAGGGGCCUGCGAGACAGGAAGCCGGAGGGAAGAAAGCCACUGGAGUCAAGCGCCGCACAUCCUUCUACCUGCCCAAGGACACGUGCAAGCAUCUGCACAUCAGCUCCCACACGUCUGCCCGCGAAGUCAUCGAGGCUCUGCUGAAGAAGUUCACGGUGGUGGACAACCCUGCCAAGUUCGCCCUGUUUGAGCGCAGGGAACGUCACGAGCAAGUGUACCUCCGCAAGAUAUCGGACGACGAGCGUCCGCUCCGCCUGCGCCUGGCGACCGGACCUGACGAGAAGCUGCUCAGCUUCGUGCUGAAGGAGAACGAGACCGGAGAGGUCAAUUGGCACGCCUUCUCCAUGCCGGAGCUGAAGAACUUCCUGCGUAUCCUCCAACGAGAGGAGGAGGAGCACGUGAAGCAAAUCAUGCAGCGCUACACUUUAGCGAGGACCAGGCUGCAGGAGGCCCUGCCGGGUUCCAGCCCAGGAUGAGAGAGGCAUGUUGGGCCACGAGGCAUCCCUGGGAACCCGAACCUACGCAUCCCUCUCUUUUAGUUCUCUCCUAGCUGAGUGUCAGGUGUCCCUGAGCAAGACACCUAACCCUACUGCUUCCGACGAGCAGGCUGUCUCCUUGCAUG
Messenger RNA from Gadus chalcogrammus (walleye pollock), 1984 nucleotides. It is a transcript of the gene rassf1, whose product is annotated as Ras association domain family member 1. The transcript has 7 exons. Gene Ontology annotation, cellular component: nucleus; microtubule cytoskeleton. The record is from RefSeq and is a predicted model, not a curated record. Gene Ontology annotation, biological process: Ras protein signal transduction. Lineage: Eukaryota; Metazoa; Chordata; Actinopteri; Gadiformes; Gadidae. Bases 732 to 1838 code for a protein of 368 amino acids.